GGUCACAAGCUCUGAAAGUCUAUGACUUGGCAUUUACAGUAAUUUACAGGGGGGAUCAACACCUAAUUGCCAGCAAUUAUUAGAUAUAUCACGAUAUGGCAGAGCCACCAAGAAAGUCGAGGCGUUUAGCAAGUAAACGACCGGCACCACAUAACAUUUCAAGUCCAAGUAAUCACACUCAAACCAUACAAGCUGUGGUUGAAGAUCCGGGGGUACAAUUCCAUAAUCAAGUCCAACAGCAAAUAAGGGCCGCCAUUCCAGACAUAACUAACUCAGUAAUCGCAGCACUUAAGGCCCAAGGAGUCAUUCCCAUGCCUCAACUAGUACAACAAUCUGAAACUCCCCCAAUACCUUCAACAUCAGUGGAAGUCAGUCCACAACAAACACCUGUAACAUCAGCUUCCUCUGAUUUAAGCACAGAGACAGUAGUAACUUGUUCCACGGCUGGUUCGACCCAGAACUCCAACAUGAAUGACAGUUUAACACAAUUUUUGAACACAGGUAAUAAUAAUGCACAACUUGAUCAGCAGUCUGUAGAAUUGGAAACAACUGCUUCAUGUAUAAAUUUUUCAAGUCCGAGUAUUUCAAAACCGCUGGCAUUGGGGGUUGAUCCCAAAAUUAAAGCGAAGAUUUGGGCAAACGAAUAUAUUGAUCUAGGGAGUUUAUUAAACAAAAAAUUUCCUAAGGUACGUUUUCAGGUCAUUGAAUCCCAACAGGGGGGGAUAAGUUGGGAGAAACAACCACCUCCAAAAUAUCGUUUUGAGUCUGUGGCACACUGGCUGUCUGCCUUCCAUAUAUUUGUUAGUAUUUAUUGUGAAAAGUACCCAGACCAAGCUUGCGCCUUAAUGAAAUAUGCAAAUACAAUUCAAACAUUAGCAAGAAGGUCAGGUGAUAUUGCAGCUUUUAAUUAUGACCGUACCUUUCGGGAAUGGCGCGAGCAUGAUUGGAAAAAAUUACCCUGGGAUCAGGUAAACAAUGAACUAUACACAGAAUCUGUGUCCUUGGGGAUUACAGCUAAAUUCAAUUCCCUGAAGGGUACCGGCCAAAGCCAAAACAAGUCAAGUCUUAGUCGGGGGCCGCCCUUUCUCUCUGCUGGAGUUCCAUUGCGGAACUCCAGGAGAGGGCUCUAUUGCUACAGUUACAACAACAAUGGCGAGUGUGAGCGAGGGCCAGACUGUAGAUACCCCCAUGUCUGUGAAAAAUGUGGAGGUAUGCACAGCAAGAAAGAAUGUAAAACCCAGUCUCACAAAAGAAAAAGGUCAGAUGCAGGGUCAAACCUUGACCAAAAAAGGCCAAGUGGAUCGAAGAGCACUCCCACAAAAUAG
Molecule: messenger RNA, 1325 nt
Organism: Saccostrea cuccullata (small rock oyster)
Lineage: Eukaryota; Metazoa; Mollusca; Bivalvia; Ostreida; Ostreidae
Exons: 2
Coding region: 96-1325 (409 amino acids)
Molecular function (GO): metal ion binding
Source: RefSeq, a predicted model, not a curated record